ACUCAGCGUGGUGAGAAAGGGGCUGUUAUAGGGGGCCGUGAGGGUCACCCGAGAGCAGAGUCUGCAGCUUGGGCUACUCUUCUCGCUCUCGCUCUCGCAUCGCAUUGCAGAGUCACCAGCUCCUCGAUUCAAUCCAUUGUUGAGAUUCCACAAGAGGAAUCAAUAAAUCCAGCUGAAGAGGAAGAAGAAAAGAAACGCAAAAGAAGGAACCAGGAGCUGACUAGCAUCGCAGUCGCCACGCCCACCCAAUUCAAUCAUCAACAGUUCCUUGUGUCCAACCUCUUCCUCCUCUUCACAUGCCCCCUUGAUGUUGACAGAACUGAUCGUGGCCUCUGGCGCAAUUCGAGUCCCUGGACGUUCCUUACCAAUUUGUGAGAUUGGUCCAUCUCUGCUUUGAUAGAUGGAAUGUAGGGAGCAGAAAUUGAAGGAGUUUCGUGAGAAAUGGAGACCGCUGCCAUGCUGGGGUCGAGUGCGGUGUCCAAGACGACGCAGGUGGCCUCUUCAAAAAUGUCAAAUCUUGGGGCAAUUGAGAAGUGCAGGCUUCAGCUUGAUUACUCCAUGACGGGAACCGUAGCGGCAUUUCCCCAGCGUAUGAAGAACGUGAUCAAGAUGCUCAUGGGAGACAUGGGAUCCAAGGAGGGGGUGGUGAAGACGGUGUCGGAGAUCAAGGCUGAGAAUAAGGCUAUGAAGUUGCCUACCUUUCCUUUUCUGGACUUAUACGAAUUCAUUUGCUGCAAGCGCGAGCUGGAAAUUCAUAGUAACGAGUUUAAGCCAGGCGAAGAACUGCCUGCAUUGGUGAUCGGUAUCAGCGCUCCUCAGAGUUGUGGUCAAACAACGAUUGUCUAUUCCCUCGAGUAUAUGUUCAAUUCUCUUGGCAGGUAUCCCAGGUGUGGCGAAGCUGAGAUCAAGUAACAUGUCAUUUUCGACUUUGUGACAACCUCAUGUUCUUUUACUAUCUUUACCCUGUUGUUUCCCUUCACUUAUACAACACUCCGUAUUAUGGUGUUUAGGUGACCGAUUUUGUUUCAAGAUAUAUGUCUGCCUGCAAGGCCUACUUGGCCGUCCGGUAUGCGCAGGGGCCUCAGGGCUCAAAAGAAGAGCAUUUGUUGAUGCUUAACGUUAACGAGAAUCGUAUCCCAAUCGGCUGAUACACUGCUCUUCACGCCAAUCUAGAUGGCUCGUUUAUUGCAGUUCAGGCUCCGGAAAGCAAAAAAAUGGGGCAGGGGAGAAAGUAGUUCAAGUGGAUCACUGGCCAGAGUCAGCAGCAUUAGCAAGUGGUUUAGCAAAUCAAGAACACAUUCGUUUGCAGAAUGUUCUGCACAUGUGGGCUACUAAUAAAUUGAUUGGGUUUCCCAUGUUUACUUCUGAA
Molecule: messenger RNA, 1369 nt
Organism: Physcomitrium patens
Lineage: Eukaryota; Viridiplantae; Streptophyta; Bryopsida; Funariales; Funariaceae
Source: RefSeq, a predicted model, not a curated record